UCGCCCCUGUCUGUUGCUGUAGAUCUGGUCCAACUACGAGGAGAAGCCCGUGGAGGAGGUGGUGCACGUGAAAGAGGCCAAGGAACGAGUGGCCAACUACAAACCCGUCUACGUCACCGAAAUCUGCGACACCCUGCACUUCUACACCCAGGACGUGGAGACAGGGGCCCAGCUGGAGAACCUGAUGGAGACCAUGAGGGCAGAGAUCGCCGCCCAGCCGCCCCUGGAAGGCGCCUACGCGCCGCGCCGAGGGGACAUCUGCAUCGCCACGUUUGCCGACGGCGAAUGGUACAGAGCCAGAGUGGAGAAAGUCGAGUCCCCAGCAAGGGUUCAUGUCUUCUACAUUGACUACGGCAAUAGAGAAGUUGUGCCGUCCACCCGUCUGGCCGCCAUGCCCCCUGCCUUCGGCAUCAGGACCCUGCCGGCACAGGCCACCGAGCACGCCUUCGCCUACAUCCAGGUCCCUCAGGACGAGGACGCUCGCGCCGACGUGGUGGACUGCAUCGUGCGGGACAUCCAGAACAGCCAGUGCCUGAUGAACGUGGAGUACUCGGGGGCCACCUGCCCACACGUCACAAUACAGUUCGGCGACACCAAGGACGACGCCGGCCUCGGCCUGGUCAAGGAAGGCCUGGUCAUGGUGGAGGUCCGCAAGGAGAAGCACCUGCAGAAGAUGGUGACGGAGUACCUGAACAGUCAAGAAUCCGCCAAGAGCGCCCGGCUCAACAUCUGGCGCUACGGAGACUUCCGCGCAGACGACGCCGACGAGUUUGGUUACAGACGUUAAAGAAAAGGAAAACGGGGGGAAAACAACAACAACAACAUAGAAGGAAAAACCCGACCCGAUCAGAACCAUUCCAAAGGGCGGCGCAUCGGACAGAAGGAAAAAAAAACAAACAAAACGACAAGCAUCGACUCAAUCUUCCUCUUUAUUUGAAAUUUCAACCCCCCCCCUCCCCCCCCCCCUCCCCAUUAAAGCAUGCUAGUUGCUAAACGGAUCCCUAAUCAUUGAAGAAUUGUUUUUAUUAUUUUAUUCUUAACGGUCCACUGCCAGCUCAAGCAGCCUGCACUAUUGCCAAUCUGUGUUAUCUGUCAUGUGACCUUUUCAGCGGACUUCCUGUGUGAAUGAGUGAUUAUUCCCUGCCUACUUCUGUAGAGGAAGGGACUGCUCGUGCAGGGGGGGGUGCGAGGGGGGGGGGGGGUGGCGGGGGGGACGCUUGAGGUUUGCAAAUCAAUGCUUCCCUAAUGAAUUUCAUGUAAAUGUGAGCAUAUGUUGAAAAGUGUAAAUGGAUUUAUUUUGGAGAAAUACUGCAGGUGAUGCCACACAGACAAAAAAAAAAGGAGGAGUUUAUUUUUGUCUUCAACGUGUAUCUGUGUGACGGAAGUUGCAGAUGUUUUUUGUCGUUUAUUCACACUUAUGACCAGUAAAGAAUAAAAAAAAAAAAAACCCGAUGCCAUCAUUUGGCACUUCAUCAUCUCUUUCUUCCUCUGUAAAGUUUACGUUCUAAUAAUGGCAGUCUGUCUUUCUGUCUCCGUAUGCCACAGCAGAUCAAUUUGUUUCCACAUAAUGAACCUCUGCAUUCUAUUGAAAAUCU
Molecule: messenger RNA, 1595 nt
Organism: Pungitius pungitius (ninespine stickleback)
Lineage: Eukaryota; Metazoa; Chordata; Actinopteri; Perciformes; Gasterosteidae
Product: staphylococcal nuclease domain-containing protein 1-like
Exons: 7
Coding region: 185-787 (200 amino acids)
Biological process (GO): mRNA catabolic process
Cellular component (GO): cytosol; nucleus
Molecular function (GO): RNA binding; nuclease activity
Source: RefSeq, a predicted model, not a curated record